Messenger RNA from Brassica oleracea var. oleracea, 1793 nucleotides. Its product is annotated as kelch repeat-containing protein At3g27220-like. Gene Ontology annotation, molecular function: protein binding. The coding region runs from base 352 to 1584 and encodes 410 amino acids. The transcript has 7 exons. Lineage: Eukaryota; Viridiplantae; Streptophyta; Magnoliopsida; Brassicales; Brassicaceae. The record is from RefSeq and is a predicted model, not a curated record.
CGAAAAUAAGCGAACCCCUUCACCCAAAAAUAAACAGAAGCUGAACGAAGGAGCGCGGCGGAAUCUGUUCUGAUAAACACAGAGAAGCCGACAACUCUGUUAAACCCUGUUUUGUAAUACUAUUCGCCUCAUUUUAAUUUUUAAAAUAGAGAAAAAUAAAUAUAUAAAGCGAAAAAAAAGAACUCGGCUUUCUCUCUGAGAUCAAGAUCUGUCACCUAUACAUGUCUCAACAAUCGUUGUGUGUUCGCCUGAAUCCAAAAGAUUUAACCUUUGGUUGAAGUCUGUGAAGCACUUAAGGGAUAUGCUAAUUUAGAGACAGAGACACAGAGAGAGAGAGAGAGAGAGAGAGAGAUGGCGAGACAAGCGGGGAAGCAGAGUUAUGGUCGGCUUGUGUUAGUGUCAUGCCUCGCGCUUUUAGCGGUGGGACUCAUUGCAGACUUCCUUUGGGCUUCAUCUCAUCGCUUCUCCCCUGCCGGGACUUAUCUUCCCUCCUCCUUGAUCGAAAAACUCCCUCCUGAAUCCAAUGAGAAAGACACUAAAACUAAGGAAAGGAAGCUUUCUGCAACGUUUCAAGAUUUGGAUGCUCCUCAAUUACAAUGGGAGAAGAUGGCAGCUGCACCUGUCCCUCGUCUAGACGGAGCUGCUAUUCAGAUUAGGAAUCUUCUCUAUGUCUUUGCUGGUUACGGCAACAUUAAUCUUGUGCAUUCUCAUGUUGAUAUAUACAAUUUUGUGGAUAAUAAAUGGGGAGGGAGAUUUGAUAUGCCUAAAGAGAUGGCACAUUCUCAUUUAGGGAUGGUAACUGAUGGGCGUUACAUCUACAUUGUCACCGGUCAAUAUGGUCCUCAGUGCAGAGGCCCUACUGCUAAAACAUUUGUUCUGGAUACUGAUACGAAUACCUGGAGUGACUUCAUUUCUCUACCAGUUCCUAGGUAUGCUCCAGCUACUCAGCUAUGGAGAGGUAGACUCCACGUGAUGGGUGGGAGCAAAGAGAAUCGACAUACACCAGGACUUGAACACUGGAGUAUCGCUGUUAAAGACGGGAAAGCAUUGGAAAAAGAGUGGAGAAGUGAAAUUCCAAUCCCUCGUGGAGGACCUCACAGAGCAUGCGUAGUAGUGGAUGAUCGGCUUUUUGUGAUUGGUGGUCAAGAAGGUGAUUUCAUGGCUAAACCAGGAUCUCCCAUCUUCAAAUGCUCACGUCGUUUAGAGGUGGUAUUCAGUGAUGUUUACAUGCUGGAUGAGGAUAUGAAGUGGAAAGUUAUGCCACCGAUGCCAAAACCGGAUUCACAUAUCGAGUUUGCGUGGAAAGUGGUUAACAACUCCAUUGUAAUCGUUGGAGGCACCACAGAGAAGCAUCCCGAAACCAAGAAGAUGGUUCUCGUUGGUGAAAUCUUCCAGUUUAACCUGAAUACAAUGAAAUGGUAUGUGAUUGGAAAGUUGCCAUACCGUGUGAAGACGACGCUGGUUGGGUACUGGGACGGGCAGUUAUACUUCACCUCGGGGCAACGAGACAAAGGUCCUGAUGAUCCGGCGCCGCGUAAGGUAAUUGCAGAGAUGUGGAGAACUAAACUGAUACUGAAUCCAUGAGAUAGACGAACAACCAAUCUCCCUUUUGUAAUGCAAAGUCACUUAUAUUCUUUGAGCCUUGAGCCUUUACUCAUCCCAUUCCAUAAAACAUUUGCUAUAUCUAUCUUCUAUGUUAAUGAGAGAAUUUGUAUAUUGUAAACUAUAGACACAAACUUGGUAGAAAAUCUCAGUGUUUUCAACACAUUACUUUGUGUGGUUUCUUCAUCUUA